GACUGUAUUUUGCGCAGGAUCAUUUAUUCUCAAAUGUAUUCUUUUUCCUCUAACAUCAUUUUAUCAACAGCAUUCACCUCAUCAAUCCUUAUUUCCUAUUAUUCGCCCCCGGAUUCACCCAUUUUUCACUCAUUAAUUCUCACAAAUUUUGUUUUAAGUUGUGGUUUGACGCUUCCAUCUUGGCCAAAUCAAAAAUUCCUGUUCACCGGAAGGUAUCCAGCUUUAGUCACUAACCUUCCAUCAAACAACAAUUUAGUUGAAAAACUUGAUUUUUCGCCAUCGUCGGUAACGCUACUUUCUCGAAUUCUCAAAACUUCUGGAUAAUAUCAUCAGCACGGCAAUAUGGCUAGCUACAUGCCUUCAACAAGCUACUCACUUCCGGCCGCGCCUUAUGUGCCACCAAUAGUCGCUCCACCUGUUCGACCCGCAUCUAUAGGAUCUACAUCAAGUGAAAGUUCAUGUCCAAAUGCAGGAUCAAGAGCUUUGAGCUACUCUGAUCAAGCAACAGAUAUCGAGGAGGACUCCCGUGCUAAGCCUGUACAGUCUUGCAAUCUCAAAUCAGAGAAAGAUACCAUUAAAGGGGGGGACUCAACAACCGAGCCUCUGCGAAGUUGUAGUCGCAGCGCUGGAAGAAGGGUUAUGAAAAGCUCCAGUUAUCGUAUAGAGACUGAAUAUCUCAAAAGCCCCGCCAUGCAUGCCUCUUUCGGGUUUGAUAACGCUAAUUGUGUCAAAAUCAAACAUCUUCCUGAAAAAAUCAAGGACGGUAUUCGAACACUCUUAGAAAAGGGCUGGGAGCAUGGUAUUCAAAAAGAAGGGAAAUGUGCCAAAACCGAGGAAGGUUAUUAUUUCAAGCUCAAGAGGAGACCAUUUGGUAGCGGAAAUACCUAUGUGGUAACUCGAAUGACACGCAACAUGAUUGCGUAUCUGGCUUCGGAGUGUUGGAAAGUACAACCUGUUCCAUCCCUCUUAAAUCCGUACGAUACUCUAAAUUUUCGAAAGUGUGCAAAACCCCUCCCAAAAUGUUACUGGCUUGCUAUGACUUAUGGACAUGCAGGGAAGUGGCGUCUGAAAGAUCAGUUAUGCGUUCUGGGCGGAGCAGACGAACUCAUUGACACAAUUCGGCUCACCUUGCAAGAAAUGAAUCUUAUCUCCAAGCUGAAGAAGGAGCAUGCCGAUUCUGCGAAAAAUUGGCACCAAUUCUGCAUCAAAGGCUCUUUUCUCGGUUCUGGAGGCCCUGAAAAGAAAAAGACGAUGAUGCUCAGGAUUAUGGAGAGACUUGAUGAACGUGGCUGGGUCUUAUAUGUCGGCUGGCAUCGAAUCUAUCACGAAAAGACAGAUUACGAACAAAAGAUUGGGACUUGGUUGUGUGUUAAGAGCCGUGAAUGGACGCCUACCAACCCGGUGAAAAUUUGCUGGACUGAUUGAUUUGAGUUGAGGUGGAACAUUCAUAAUAAUGAAGGGCUUAGAAACUUAACUGAAGACAUAAAUUGAAACUGUCAACAGAUCAUGAACAUUCUACAUGUGAUCAUUGUUUUAAUAGGAUACCCUUUUGGAUAUUCAUCACGGCGGGUAUUCGUGAAUGUGUGUCAAUACUGCAAUUCCAAACUCCGAGAAAAAUGUCCUGUUCAUAGCA
This is a messenger RNA of Botrytis cinerea B05.10, 1633 nucleotides long. RefSeq lists its product as hypothetical. The record is from RefSeq and is a predicted model, not a curated record. Bases 343 to 1425 code for a protein of 360 amino acids. The transcript has a single exon. Lineage: Eukaryota; Fungi; Ascomycota; Leotiomycetes; Helotiales; Sclerotiniaceae.